AUGUCUAUCGUUUCUCGCAAUGUCAGAGGAAUUAGAGCCUUACAUACAUCUGGUAUCCAGAGAAACAUGUUGUCCUGGUGGAAAAGUAGGAAAAAUGAGAAACCAGAGGAAAAACCUAGAGAAACCAGUGAAAUUAUGAAAGAGAUUGAAGAAAAUGGUGAUAUCUCUAAUGAAAACAAUGGUGGUAAUGGAAAUACUGUGAAUCAGCUUAAAUUAAAGUUGGUUCCUGAGAAUUUCAUCGGUGAAGAACUAAAAGGUAAGAAAAAAAUUGAUUCCGCAAUUCUAAACUCUAUUCCAUUCAACAGAUGGAUGUCAAAAUCAAAAGUUUCCUCGGAGACAGAACUGGAUAAUAUUAUAUCAGAAUCUAUAGCAAAUACUAAUAAAGAUCAAACAUUAGACCAAUCUUUUUCCUCGAUAGAGGAUAAGUUUAAUUUUACAAAGUUGUUGCAGUCCAAAACAGGUUACAUGAUUCCAGAUCUUGAAAUCACCUUAUUUCAAACACCUUUGGAGUUCAAGCAGUACUACGUUAAAGAAAUCCUGUCGGGGAAGUUUGGUAGAUACAAGGAUUCUGAACCUAAUGCUAUUCAUUUGACUACAGAAUCUUACCAUUCCCCUAACAUUAACGUCAUCCCAGAUGUUCCUGGCAGUGUGCAAAAGAAACAAACCAAUAAGAUCAUUCAUGAAGUACACAUGUUAGAUGCUGAGCAGAACAAACAGUCACUGAAACAGCUCGAAUCCAGCGACGUUAGAUAG
Vanderwaltozyma polyspora DSM 70294 is the source of this 753-nucleotide messenger RNA. RefSeq names its product mitochondrial 54S ribosomal protein mL50 MRPL13 (gene MRPL13). The record is from RefSeq and is a predicted model, not a curated record. NCBI's taxonomy places the organism in Eukaryota, Fungi, Ascomycota, Saccharomycetes, Saccharomycetales, Saccharomycetaceae. The coding region runs from base 1 to 753 and encodes 250 amino acids. Gene Ontology annotation, cellular component: mitochondrion. The transcript has a single exon.